Messenger RNA from Puma concolor (puma), 999 nucleotides. The record is from RefSeq and is a predicted model, not a curated record. Lineage: Eukaryota; Metazoa; Chordata; Mammalia; Carnivora; Felidae.
AUGAUCCGUCAGAAGUCCAGCCAAUUCCUAGGACUGAAGAUGCAGUCGGAGCUUGAACAGUCCUCCGAACUGCAGCGGGAACCCGAGAGGGAACUCACUUCAUUGGAUGAGUCCGUCAUGCGGGUAGCAACAGGUGUGCGGCCUGAGUCCGGCACCGCGGCCUCGGUAGAAGCGGAUGAAGAUCCUGCAGCCAACUUGUUCCCGCCGCCGCUGCCCCGGCCCCGGAUCUGCAUGUGGAAGUACCUGGACAUCCAUUCCAUGCACAGGCUGGAGAAGACCACCAACACUGAGGAGAUGAGGGAGGUGCUAGCUGAGCUGUUGGGGCUAGGCUCUCCUGAGCAGAGCCUGCGGGAUGCCAUCAUCCUGGACCUUUUCUCCCAUGCACUCAUCUUCUGCCGCCAGCAGGGCUUUUCACUGGAACAGACAUCAACAGCUUGUGCUCUGCUCCAAGAUCUUCACAAGGCCUGUGUGGCAACCCCCUUGGGCAACAUGGAGGAAUGUUACCGCUACUUCACCAGUGUUCUUUUUUGCCAUGGAGUCAGGCGGCCUCCCUUCAGUAUCAACCUCUUUAGGGAGGAACAGCUGCUUGCCCUGGCAGAUUAUGUGGUCAACACCUACUUCCGCCACUUCAAGCUCUACAAAUAUGUCUUCACACCCCAGGUGAGGCUGGACCUAUCUUUGACUUACAUAGGGCUACAGCCGUCUGAGCUCUGGCCAGAGGAUGAGACAGGUGAGGAAGAGGGCGAGGAGGUGGGAGAGCAGGCAGUCACCCCACAGGAGGAGGAGCUGGAAACAGUGGUCCAGCCAGAGCAAGAGCCAAGCCAGGUCUCCAUCCUGCGAGCCUACAUCAAGACCCAGAUGAGCAAGGAGCUGGGGCAACUCCAACAGCUGAUAGAGGAGCGGCUCAAAGCCAGCGAGGAAAGGCUCAACAGCAAGUUGACCAUCCUAGAGCGGCCCUUCCAGCUACCUCCUGGCAAAGGCAAGAACAAGACCAAGUGA